UCUUUGAACCCGCUCUCACCUCUUGCUCUCUCAUCCCUGCUCUCACUCCCUUCGCAUCUGAAUAAAAUGAACCGAAAAAAGAAAAUUUAUGAAAAGCGUAUACAAACGGUGGACCAGCGAAGGCGGCGGUGAGUAUGAAGCCGGCAGUGGUUCAGUGACGAAGAUGAAGGAACAGCCGUUGUGAGGGCGGCUGGGUGCCUCUCUCUCUCCCCUUGCUAUCGCCAUACACCCCAGCCAUCUUGUGCACCUUCGUCUUCACCUUCCCCUUCACGAUGGUGCGACCCUCAGUGCCGUUUCUGGCUGUGCAUCGCGCGCCGUCGUCACAUUGGGCGAUUCUUCCGCUAUGGAUGUCGUCGUCUUCUUCAACUGAUUUUGGGUGAUUCAGAUAGGUUGGUUCCUAAAUCAGCAUGAAUGGGGGAUCUUUGGGCGGCGGGAAGCUGCAGCGGGAAUGUAAUUUUGAUUUGAAUGUCGAGGUGUGUGAAGAUGUCAAGGAAACCUGCAUCAAUGUUGCCAAUGGAAAUGGUAUUUAUGAGGCAAAUGUCAUAUCGGGUAAGAUGGGUCAGCUCCAAGGAGACAUGACAAAUCUUAAUCAGAGAUCUAUGGAAGUUGAUGAUGUUCGUAGUGAUUUGAAUGAGGUUUUCAAAGAUUCCACACCAGAGGAUGUUCCUGUAAUUGUAAUAUCUGGUCAUGAACAGUUCAAAAUUUUUCAGGCAAAGUUGCAAUUACCCUCUUCUUCCGAAAAUUUAAAUUCAGAUGAUGUUCCUGUUCUUGAAGUCUUUUUUAUUUAUGCUUGUUUAAGGUCAUUCAGUACUUUAUUAUUUUUGAGUCCAUUUGAGUUGGAGGAUCUUAUAGCUGCUUUGAAGUCCAAAACCCCAAGUAUAUUAUUUGAUAGCAUUCAUGUUUCUAUUUUGAAAACUCUGAAAAAACAUUUGGAAUACCUUUCCAAUGAGGGUAUUCAAUUUGCAUCUAAUUAUCUGAGGAAUCUUAAUUGGAAUUUUCUGGACAUUUUCACAUGA
This is a messenger RNA of Arachis duranensis, 1016 nucleotides long. RefSeq lists its product as uncharacterized. NCBI's taxonomy places the organism in Eukaryota, Viridiplantae, Streptophyta, Magnoliopsida, Fabales, Fabaceae. The transcript is spliced from 2 exons. Bases 408 to 1016 code for a protein of 202 amino acids. The record is from RefSeq and is a predicted model, not a curated record.